Messenger RNA from Mixia osmundae IAM 14324, 865 nucleotides. RefSeq lists its product as uncharacterized. Lineage: Eukaryota; Fungi; Basidiomycota; Mixiomycetes; Mixiales; Mixiaceae. The coding region runs from base 164 to 865 and encodes 233 amino acids. Gene Ontology annotation, molecular function: threonine-type endopeptidase activity. The transcript is spliced from 7 exons. The record is from RefSeq and is a predicted model, not a curated record. Gene Ontology annotation, cellular component: proteasome core complex.
CUCCGUUGCGGGCGUGCCACCUCUUGACGCCGCUCGCACGUUGUAUGGCUGCCUUUGAGCCAGGAUUGAGCGUCAAGCGGGUCGGUGACGCGUCCACGUCGCACACGUCCGGCAGCAGCGAGCCAAUCUCAACUUUGCCGGCACUCUCAGCGGCUGAGUCGACAUGCAGGCACCUGACUUUGCGCACCUCAAGCGGGGUGAAGUCAAUCUGGGCACAUCCAUCAUGGCCGUCGCUUUCGAAGGAGGUGUCGUCAUUGGCGCCGAUUCGCGCACUACGACGGGCUCCUACAUCGCCAAUCGCGUGACAGACAAGCUGACGCACAUCCACGAUCGCAUCUAUUGCUGUCGCUCUGGCUCGGCUGCAGACACCCAGGCAGUAGCGGAUAUCGUCCACUACCAUCUCCAGAUGCAUACCAUGCAGCAUGGCAAUCAACCUCCCUCUGUCCAUACCGCCGCUACACUCUUCCAGUCGCUCUGCUACGGCAACAAGGAUCAGUUGAGUGCUGGCAUCAUCGUCGCUGGCUGGGACAAGAUCGACGGCGCCUCAGUCUACAACAUCCCUCUCGGAGGCGGCCUCUUCAAAGCUCCAUGGGCGAUAGGCGGGAGUGGCUCGACAUACAUCUACGGCUUCUGCGACUCGAAUUAUCGGCCAGGUUGGUCGAAGCAACAGACGGUCGAUUUUGUCAGAAACGCGCUCGCAUUGGCCAUGUCAAGGGAUGGUUCCUCAGGAGGCACGAUCAGAAUGGCCAUCAUCGAAGAAUCUGGCGUCGAGCGUCUGUUUGUGCCUGGCAAUGAGCUACCACUGUUCGGCCCAGCGUUAUGGGCGAACGAGCAGGCAGGAAAGAGCAUGGAGAUUGCGGCAUAG